Messenger RNA from Dentiscutata erythropus, 321 nucleotides. Lineage: Eukaryota; Fungi; Glomeromycota; Glomeromycetes; Diversisporales; Gigasporaceae. The record is from the annotation of a GenBank genome assembly.
AUGACAUUCAAUAUCGCUAUUGAUGGUCUGACCGCCUCUGGAAAAACUUCUAUUGGCUAUUCUUUGGCAAAACGAUUAAAUUUUAAUUUUAUCGAUUCUGGUUUAUUUUAUCGUUAUUUAGCUUACUACAAUAUAAAUUCUACGAAUUUUAAUCAACACACCUACGACAAUUUAAUUAACUGUUCUAAUUUAAGCGCAUUUUAUUCCCUCGAUAUUUCUCAAAAGGCAUCUGAACUAUCAAAAGAUAAAGAAAUACGAACGUUAAUCAAUCAAGAAAUUAAGAAAUUAACGAAAAAAAAAGGAUUUGUUGUAGUUGGAUGA